UUUGCAUUGUUUCUUUCUGUGGAAAUCCUAUUCAGAAACUCAAUCGAUGGGAGCAGGGCAGGCGAUGAAGAGAAUCCCACGCAUCAAAUUUCCCCAACGCCAUCCAAAACCCUCUGGUACAAACAACCAUGUCGAUGACAUGUCCGCACAUGAUCUCAAGAAUGAUGAUCUUGUUAUGAAAUUCUUCUCAAGGGCUCCAUCCGCUGCAUCGGGAGGGAAGGCUUCUGAUCAGCCCAAAAGAACUCCUGUUACUCAAGAGGAGAUUGAUUCCGUCAUGUUGGGUGGCUGUUUCUGACUCGGGCUGAGAGAGGCAUCCCGUUGGAGGAAUACAUUAAUACAAGUAAAAAUGAUUUAUAUUGAGGUUUUUGUGUUGCAAGAAACUCUUGUCUGAAUGAAAAACAAAAUGGAGAGUAAAUUCAAGUCUCUGCUUGACCACUUCCGUAGAUAUUCAUAAUCA
Molecule: messenger RNA, 457 nt
Organism: Salvia hispanica
Lineage: Eukaryota; Viridiplantae; Streptophyta; Magnoliopsida; Lamiales; Lamiaceae
Source: RefSeq, a predicted model, not a curated record